GUCACCUUUACUGGGCCACUUGGGGGCUCGGGGGGAGGUACUUCCGCCCUAAGGACGGCGACUGGGCGGGCCUUCCGGCGUUGGCCUCCGGCGACAUCUUGUAGCCUUGGUUCCGUUGCGGUCGGAAGCUUUGGAUUACUGGGUGGGCCUGAGGUAACGGGAAAACAGACGCGCUGUGCCGGCUGCUCUGAGAAUCAACAUAGCUGUCGCCGGGGCUAAAGACUGCGGUGCCACGCUCCUCCCCGCAGCUGCCGUGGCGAUUCCAAUUCAGGUUCUGCUUUCAGCAGAAGCACUUAUGGACCCUGCACCGGUGAGUGUCAGGUGUCCUGGAACUCUUUUGCUGCCACUCUUCUUCCUGUCCUUGGUGUCUAGAGACUCUAAAUAAGCCCGUAAGCCCAGGUCAGAGGUUAUAUGGAGAGAGAUUUCCCCUUUUGGCAAGCAACAGGGUGAGGUGUGAAAGGUUAUCUUAGGUAUCAGUAUGUACAAAGCCUUGGGCUUCGAGGUCAGACUGAGAUGAGAGUGUUUAGGGGAACAUUCUAGGUCUCAUAGGUCUCUGUUAUGUUUGUUGAGAACAGAGGGUGAGGAGCUGAGUCAGGGUUCUGUUCUGACAGUGAUGGUAGCAGCCACAGAAUUCUGACACAGAGGAGAAAACCAAAGCUGGCUCAGGUCUUCAGAAGCUGCCCUUGGUGAUAGAGUACACCACAGACUGGGGGAGAGGGAGACGAGAUCAUUAACGGGGGUAGUACAGUGGUCUAGGUCAGUAUUGGUAGCUGGGCUAAAGUGGUAAAUGUGGAGGUGGGAGAAAUAUUUGGCUUCUGGAUUUGCCUUUUCAGAUUUUUUGUUUUUAAUUUUGUAUAAGCAGGAGGGGAAGAAGCAGGCUCCCCUGCUGAGCAGGGAGCCCAGUCUCAGGACCCUGAGAUCAUGACCUGAGCUGAAGGCCAACACUUAACUAAGCCACCUAGGUGCCUCUGGAUUUGUUCAUUUGAGAGAGAGCACACAAGAGGAGGGAUCAAAGGGAGCAAUCCUGGGACUCCUGGAUCAUGACCUGAAGGCAGUUGCCUAACCAGCUGAGUCAGCCACGUGCCCCUGGAUUCAUUUUUAAAAGUAGGGCUGACCAGGUCACAGUGACUCUGGUUUUUGUAGGAAUACCUUUUGGUGAGAAUAUCAAGGAAUUAGGUUUUGGCCAUGUUGAGUCUCCCACAUACAGGUGGCAAAUGGGCAGCUGGUCAUGCAGUUCUCAAGACAUCCACACUGUGGAAUCUGGUAUGUAUCAAGAUAGAACUCUGGAUCUGAUAUAGGAGGAGGCAUGUUCAGGUUAUAGUGGUGCUGCUACUGGACAAGGGAGGAGAGGUGUGGAGGGUGGAUGGCACAAAGAUGGACAAGACAGAAGAGCAGAAUCAGCAGCAAUGUAGAGGGAUGUGUGGGGAGGGGAAAGUCCAACAGGAAGCCAGAUUUUCGUGGGAGUGAACACAAAAAGCAGCAAUAAUGGAUGUGAGUUGGUAAAGUCAGACUGUUACUUAUCACCCUUCUGUGCACUCACACCCAACCAGGCUUUUGUGAUGGUUCUGUCAGGUCAUAAGAUUAACUUACAAAAGUGUGUUCCUGGGAGAGAGAUUAUAGCUGGUGAAGUGGCAAAGAGACAUAAAAUGUACAACAUAGAGGCACAGUAUGACCAAGGGUAUUUAGAUCUGCAUGUGGUCUAAGCCAGGAACCAGGUCAGGUGGAGAAGAAGCUCCUUCUGCACAGGACCAGAGGCUAUUUAUUAUCACACUUGGCAGCAAGCACUUCCUAGACGCCACACACAGACAAAAGUCAGUCUUAUGGGCUAAGUAGUGGUGGGGAUCAGAUGUAUGAUGGAGGUAUGGUCCCAUGGGUAGGAGUUUGAGAGAAGGCUAGGCCCAACACAAUCCUAGGGACUCUCAGAUAUCUUGCAGGAAAGGGAUGGGGGUCCUGCAUCUCAGGCCCAGAGUUCAGAAGGCUCCGAUCUGACCACUUGCCCGUUUGUUGAAACUGGGUACCACUGCUUAAGCCGGAGAGCUAGGGAAGAUAAUAAGCAGGGAAGGGAGUGAAUGUGAGCUGGGUUUGGGGUAGGUAUGGGGUCCUGCAGAGAGAGGCUGCUUAUGGACAUAACUGUCCCCAUCAUCACAGGGUGGUGUGACUUUUGAGGAUGUGGCUGUGUACUUUUCCCAGGAGGAAUGGAGACUACUUAACGAGGCUCAGAGACACCUGUACCGUGAUGUGAUGCUGGAGGUCUUUGCAAUUGUCACAUCACUGGGCUUACAUCUUCUCAAUUCCAUGUUGUCCAGCUGGAGCUGGGAGAUGGACAUGACUCCAAAAGGGGAGGAUGUGAUAUAUAGCUGGGACUCCUAUCAGGAACUUGUCAUGUUCCCAGGCUCAACACUGUUUGGUGCCAAGGUCAGAGGCUCCUCCCCUUUCUUGACAUUGCCCUGGAGAAGAGACCUAGGAGUAUAUCUCUCCCCUGUCUUCUACCCUUCAUUGGGGUCUUCACUCAUCAUUGCUCCUUCUGCUGUGCUCUCCAGCCUUGGCCUACACUUAAUGUGUCAUGCAGUCUGGAUGUGGCCAUACCCUUAAAAUAGUAGCCCAGACACAUUUCCAAAGAAGUGCAUUGUGGACCCAGCCCCUCCUCCCCCUGGUAUACCCCAUCUGUGUAUCUUCUGCAUGGUGAGUCCUCCCUGUUCUGUGACACAGCCCUGUCCUUCACACUACCCCCCCCCAACCAAGCUCCUUUUUGUCCUGAUCCCUUGGUGUUACCCCCUCAAAUGUCAGACACCUUUGUGGUGGGGUCAUCCUCCUCCUCCAGAGCUCCUCACCGUUCUCUGCUUUCAGGCUGUAGGCAUGGAGCAGAGGAUGAGGCAGCACCUUCUGAGCAGAGCAUUUCUGUAGGAAGGUCACAGAUAAAUUCUACCCAGAAGGCCUAUGCACAGGAGUGUGGCAUGGACUCAGAGGGCGAUUUGUAUCCAGCUGAGAACGUGGGAACAAACCCUGGCCGGAAACUCUGUGGGACACAGGGCAAAGUGCACCAGCAUCAGAAGCAGCACAAUGGAGAGAAACCCCUCAGCAGGAACAUGAGGAGCUGUGUAACCCACACAUCAAGAAAGCCCCUCCCUGCUAGCUCAGGCUUCCUCCAGCACCAGCUCAUUCACAGCCAGGGGAUACCACCUAAGGACAGCAGCAACUGUGCAGAACAGCCUUUUCACAAUGGACAAAAGCACUACAAGUGUAGAGAAUGUGGGAAAGGCUUCUGUCGCAAAUACAGACUUACUCAGCAUCAGAGAGUCCACACUGGAGAAAGGCCUUAUGAGUGCAGUGAGUGUGGGAAAACCUUCAGCUACAAACACAUACUUGUUCAGCACCGGAGAGUCCAUACUGGAGAAAGGCCUUACGAGUGCAGAGAAUGUGGUAAAGCCUUCAGUAACAAACCCACACUUGUUCGGCACCAGCGAAUUCACACUGGAGAAAGACCUUAUGAAUGCAGCCACUGUGGGAAAUUCUUUAGCCAGAGCUCCAGCCUUAGUGAACAUCAGAGAAUUCAUACUGGGGCACGGCCUUAUAAAUGUAGUGAGUGUGGGAAAUUCUUCACCUCCAACUCCAACCUAAUUAAACACCGGAGAGUACACACAGGAACAAGGCCUUACGAGUGCAGUGAGUGUGGGAAAUUCUUUAACCAAAGCCCCAGCCUCAUCAAACACCAGAGAAUUCAUACUGGUGAAAAGCCUUAUGAAUGUAGUGAAUGUGGGAAACCCUUUAGCCAAAGCUCCACUCUUAUCAAGCACCAGAGAGUUCACAGUGGAGUAAGGCCUUAUAAGUGCAAUGAGUGUGGAAAGCUUUUUAGCCAAAGCUUUGGCCUCACUCAACACCAGAGCGUUCAUAGCGGAGAAAACCCCUGUGAGUGCAAUGAAUGUGGAGAAUUCUUUAGCCAGAGCACACACCUUACUUGGCACCAGAAAGCUCACACCCCAGAAAAGCCUGAGGAGUGCAGCAACUGUGGCAAAGUCUUCGGCCAAAGGUCUACUCUGAUUGACCACCAGAAACUUCAGAGCCCAGCUAGACCGUACAAGUGCACUGAAUGUGGGAAAGCCUUCAGCAGGCGGUCUAACCUCAUUCGACAUCAGAAAGUUCACAGUGGAGGUGAAGAUAGCAGGGACUGAACCAGAUGAACCAGGUGAUUAAAAGCAACAUAUUAGAGAAGCCUAACACCAACACCAUGUGUCUGAACCUGCAGGGCAUUAGGGCCACAUUUGUCACUGCAAGUUUCUUUCUGGUAUCCCAACUUGGUAUGCAUCAGUGGGGAUAGAUCAUAUCAUGGCACAGAAUAGGAAUCACUGUAGUUUAAGACCUCAUUAUUACGUUGUGGCCCCAAAGCCUCCUAGGAGACUGUACAGGGCAGUGCUUUUUGUGUGACUAAUCUUGUAAUCCAGAUGUCAGGGUUUUCUGUGUGUCUAGAGGUCUCCCUGAGAAGACAGUGGGAAGAAGCAUGCAUCUUUUCAAUUUCACAUUGCAGGCCCCAUGUUUGGAAGCCUAGUGUCCCUGACUCCAGGCUUCAAGGUAGGAACCACAAUGAGUACAAAACCAGUGAAAUAGGCAGUGAGGAAACCUAGGCAAAACUUGGGGCGGUGAUGCCUACACCCACUUUCCAGGCAUCAUGGCUGGUUUACAGUAAGGUUCUUGCAGAAAUUAUGAGGCCCUUCAGAGCUAACUGCUCCUGUGGCCAAAGUUCCCUUACUCUCACCAAAGAAGGGUGUGGCGGAGUUGAAAACAGAACUAGAAGUCCAGACCUCUGAGGGCAGUAGGUAUGUGAUUUUUAUGGCUCACCGCUUCCUUGGAGCUGUGCAGGUGGACUCCUGUGGUAUUGCUUCCCAGCUAGUUCACAGCAGCACUAUCAAACCCAGGGUUCCCCAAAUUCCUACUUUUCCCCAAGAGAAGUGCAGAUUUUUAUGUGAAACCGUUUCUACAUGGCAUGCCAUAAAAAAGCAACAGCAGCUACACUAGUAAAUUUUAACCAUAAGUAUUUUCAUCUUCUAGUGUGUCUGGUCUGAAUUCCCAGGCAAAUGCUAUCAUAUGGGGAUCUUAAUGUGGGUGGUACUCUUAAAGUUGCCUUAUCAGCUUCGAGUAGUGGGACUUUUUAACUGAAGAACUGAUAACACUGUUAUUUGUUCAUCCGUUCACCUCACAAAUAGGUUUUCUGGCUUGUGUUGUGGGCUGUCAUAGGUAAGCUUAGUGGGAAUGCACAAAUCCUCUCAAAGUGUGUUUUGAUAUACCUGUACCUCUCUCCCUUGCAUAAAUAUUUGCCAAUUGCACUUGCUCUGAGUGCUGAUAAGGACAAGAAAAGUGUUGGAGAACUUUGCUAGUGCAAUAAAAAAAUAAACCACAAUAAAUUCAUUUGUGCUGUUGACAAUGUGAUGACCACAUACUUUAAAGGUUAGCUUUCUCCCUGUUAAACUGAGGACUAAUCCAACACUUGUUUCUAAAUCUUUCCCGAUUUCCAGUUGCAAACAUAAAAAUUGCCCACCAAAAUGUGCCAUAAAAUGGUCUAUAUUUUCAGCAACUAUUGCACAAACAGCAAAUAUUUAAAAUUACU
Molecule: messenger RNA, 5599 nt
Organism: Ailuropoda melanoleuca (giant panda)
Lineage: Eukaryota; Metazoa; Chordata; Mammalia; Carnivora; Ursidae
Product: zinc finger protein OZF-like
Exons: 3
Coding region: 2781-4169 (462 amino acids)
Biological process (GO): regulation of transcription by RNA polymerase II
Cellular component (GO): nucleus
Molecular function (GO): DNA-binding transcription factor activity; RNA polymerase II cis-regulatory region sequence-specific DNA binding
Source: RefSeq, a predicted model, not a curated record